Gastrolobium bilobum is the source of this 2217-nucleotide messenger RNA. Its product is annotated as pentatricopeptide repeat-containing protein At5g04780, mitochondrial-like. Bases 1 to 2217 code for a protein of 738 amino acids. The transcript has a single exon. The record is from RefSeq and is a predicted model, not a curated record. NCBI's taxonomy places the organism in Eukaryota, Viridiplantae, Streptophyta, Magnoliopsida, Fabales, Fabaceae. Gene Ontology annotation, molecular function: RNA binding; protein binding; zinc ion binding. Gene Ontology annotation, biological process: RNA modification.
AUGAAUUCGCUUCACAAAACGAAGGUUGGGUGUUCCAUUUGGCGCCAUUCAUGUUCCCUCCUUCACUCCAUAGUAUCCAAUGGGCCACCACCACCACCACCAUUGAAUGUUCUUCAUGCCCACUCCCUCAAGAAUGGUUCUCUUCAAACUUUGAAUUUGGCUAACUAUCUUUUGACUCUGUAUGUUAAAUCCGGCAACAUGGACCAUGCCCAGAAGCUAUUUGAUGAAAUUCUCCACAAAAACACUCAGACGUGGACCAUUCUUAUUUCGGGUUAUGCUAGAACUGGCUCUUCAGACGUGGUCUUUAGCCUUUUUAGAGAAAUGCAGACAAAGGGUGCUUGUCCAAAUCAGUAUACUUUGUCUAGUGUCUUCAAGUGUUGUUCAGCUGAAAACAAUCUUCAAUUGGGUAAGGGUAUCCAUGCGUGGAUGCUGAGAAAUGGGAUUCAUGGAGAUGUUGUGCUGGAGAACUCUAUUCUUGAUCUUUACUUGAAAUGCAAGGCUUUUGAAUAUGCAGAAAGGCUGUUUGAGUUGAUGAAUGAGGGAGACAUUGUGUCAUGGAAUAUAAUGAUCGGCGCGUAUCUGCGUGCUGGAGAUGCAGAUAAGUCUCUUGACAUGUUCCGGAACUUGCCUUACAAGGAUGUUGUGAGUUGGAAUACAAUCAUAGACGGGCUGAUGCAAUGUGGUUGUGAUAGAUGUGCAUUGCAACAACUCUAUUGUAUGGUGGAAUGUGGGACUCUGUUCUCUGCUGUCACGUUCUCCAUAGCUCUUAUUUUGGCUUCCUCUUUAUCACUUAUGGAGCUCGGGAGACAGCUUCAUGGGCAGGUCUUAAAACUUGGUUUUAAUGGUGAUGGUUUUAUAAGAAGUUCACUCAUAGAAAUGUAUUGCAAGUGUGGGAGAAUGGAUAAGGCAUCUACAAUUCUCAAAGAUGUACCUCUGGAUAUUCUGAGAACAGGGAAUACUGGAGUUACUUGCAAAGAAUCAAAAGCAGGAAUAGUUUCAUGGAGUUCAAUGGUUUCUGGUUAUGUUUGGAAUGGCAAGUAUGAAGAUGGUUUGAAAUCUUUCAGGUUAAUGGUUCGCACACUGGUUGUAGUGGAUAUUCGAACUGUCGCAACCGUUAUAUCUGCUUGUGCUAAUGCUGGAAUUUUGGAAUUUGGUAAGCAGAUGCAUGCCUACAUUCAGAAAAUUGGGCAUAGAAUAAAUGCUUAUGUUGGCUCCUCCUUAAUUGAUAUGUAUUCUAAAUCUGGUAGCUUGGAUGAGGCCUGUCUGAUUUUCAGACAAAUUAAUGAACCAAAUGUUGUUUUGUGGAGCUCAAUGAUAUCUGGCUAUGCGCUACAUGGUCAAGGAAGGCAUGCCAUUGGUCUUUUUGAAGGAAUGUUGAAUCAGGGUAUUAUACCAAAUGAGGUUACCUUUUUAGGGGUUUUAAAUGCAUGCAGCCAUGUAGGGCUGCUUGAAGAAGGCAGAAGAUAUUUUAGGAUGAUGAAAGAUGCUUAUUGCAUCAAUCCCGGAGUUGAACACUACACUUCUAUGGUUGAUCUUUAUGGUCGAGCGGGUCACUUAAUUGAGACAAAGAAAUUUAUCUUGGAAAAUGGUAUCUCUCCCUUGACUUCUGUAUGGAAAUCAUUUUUAUCGUCUUGUCGACUUCAUAAAAAUAUUGAGAUGGGAAAGUGGGUUUCUGAAAUGCUACUUCAAGUUGCACCAUCUGAUCCAGGAGCCUAUAUUCUGCUAUCAAAUAUGUAUGCUUCUAAUCAUAGCUGGAACGAGGCUGCCAGGGUAAGGAGUUUAAUGCAUCAAAGAGGUGUCAAGAAGCAGCCUGGUCAAUCUUGGAUUCAGCUAAAGGAUCAAAUCCACACUUUUGUCAUGGGAGAUAGGUGUCACCCACAAGACAAGGAAAUAUAUUCAUAUUUGGACACUUUAAUUGGAAGGUUGAAGGAAAUUGGAUAUUCCCUUGAUGCGAAACUGGUCAUGCAGGAUGUAGAAGAAGAACAAGGGGAAGUUCUUAUUAGUCAUCACAGUGAAAAGCUAGCAGUUGUCUUUGGCAUCAUAAACACCGCCCAUAGGACACCGAUUCGAAUAAUGAAGAACCUCCGCAUUUGUAUGGAUUGCCAUAACUUCAUCAAGUAUGCUUCUCAACUUCUAGAACGUGAAAUAAUUGUGAGAGAUAUUCAUAGGUUCCAUCAUUUUAAGCAUGGUAGUUGCUCUUGUGGAGAUUAUUGGUGA